Messenger RNA from Setaria italica (foxtail millet), 2588 nucleotides. Its product is annotated as serine/threonine-protein kinase Nek1. The coding region runs from base 397 to 2259 and encodes 620 amino acids. The transcript has 15 exons. NCBI's taxonomy places the organism in Eukaryota, Viridiplantae, Streptophyta, Magnoliopsida, Poales, Poaceae. Gene Ontology annotation, biological process: protein phosphorylation. Gene Ontology annotation, molecular function: protein kinase activity; ATP binding. The record is from RefSeq and is a predicted model, not a curated record.
CUCCACCCUCUUCUCCCUGUCCUCUUCCCCUGUCGCUUUCUCUCUAGUCUCUACAGCUUCCAAUUCCAUGGCGCUCUCUCUCUCCUCUUCCGAAUACUUUUCCCUCUCGCCCUCGCCUUUUUCCUCCUUUUUGUCCAUAUAAAAUUUUGAGCUUCCGAGCAACCAGCGGGUUUGAAGUUUGAACUCACUCCCCCAGUCCCCGUCUCUCUCACCAAAUGCGCCGAGAUCUGUGUGUGUAAGCUGAACACCGCCAAGGAUUUCUCCUCCUCCCCUUCCGCUUCUUGCAUUUGCUCCCUGGGGAGAUAGCUGUUCCAGGGGUCAGUUCUCGGAGCCGGCAGCUGCCAUUCCGGGGGUUUUGGAUAGAAGGACAAAACAUCUUGCUGAAAGUAGACAGCCAUGGAUCAGUAUGAAGUGCUGGAGCAGAUCGGUAAAGGAGCAUUUGGCUCUGCUCUGCUGGUCAGGCACAAGCUGGAGAAGAAGAAGUAUGUGUUGAAAAAGAUCCGGCUUGCACGUCAGACAGACCGCACUCGCCGGUCUGCCCACCAGGAGAUGCAGCUCAUUGCUACAGUGAGGAAUCCAUUCAUUGUGGAGUACAAGGAUUCAUGGGUGGAUAAGGGUUGCUACGUUUGCAUUGUUAUAGGGUAUUGCGAGGGAGGAGACAUGGCGGAAGCUAUUAAAAGAGCUAAUGAUACCCACUUUUCUGAGGAGAAGCUUUGCCAGUGGCUAGUGCAGCUUCUCAUGGCUCUUGACUAUUUGCACGCACAUCACAUUCUUCACCGUGAUGUGAAGUGCUCCAAUAUAUUUCUAACCAGGGACCAGAAUAUAAGACUUGGAGACUUUGGGCUUGCGAAAAUAUUGACCCCUGAUGACCUAGCAUCUUCGGUUGUAGGAACACCGAGCCACAUGUGCCCAGAACUUCUUGCUGAUAUACCUUAUGGUAACAAAUCUGAUAUUUGGUCACUAGGAUGCUGCAUGUAUGAAAUGGCUGCACUCAGACCUGCAUUUAAAGCUUUCGAUAUGCAAGCCCUUAUUAACAAGAUUACCAAGUCGAUUGUAUCACCUUUGCCAACAAGAUAUUCCGGUGCAUUUCGGGGACUCGUUAGGAGUAUGCUGCGGAGAAGUCCAGAGCACAGGCCAAGUGCAGCUGAACUACUGAAACACCCGCAUCUACAACCAUACGUGCUGCAAGUGCAUUUGAAAUCUUCCCCUUCUCGCAGCAUGAUUCAUGUCCAUCAAUCUCCAAGUGAAAAGAGAAUGACAUUCGCCGGAGAACCUGUUUACAGAAGCAAGGGCAGGAGGAACUCUUUGGGAAAUGAAAGGAUAGUAACCUUGAGCAAACCUUCUCCGGAGAGGAAUUCCAUCAGCUCUAUUCCGAGCAUAAAGGACUACACCACCACAAAGGGUGUCAAAGAGCUAUCUGUUGAUGACAGUCAGGUUGAGGAGGUUACUAGUAAAACCGUAGCAUCAAGGACCUCGAGUAUCAUGAGGACCCCAAAGACAACUCCAUGGAAGAUGAUGACAACUCUGAAGAACCGGCUAGAAGCUCCGCAAGCAUCCUAUGAUAGGACAAGUCAUAUUGAGUUUUCAACAACACCAGUUGACAACAGGAGCGCUCGACUUGCCCGCAGGGCGUCGCUUCCUCUGCCGGUCUUCGAGACCCCCAAGCGCAGCAGCAUCAGCAUCCUGGAGCAGCUGGAGUCCCCUGACGUCUCCGUGAACUCGCCUCGCAUCGACAGGAUCGCCGAGUUCCCGCUCGCUUCCUACGAGGAGCCCCCGUUCCCGAGCAGCAACAAGCCCUCAGUAUCAUCCGCCCACGGGUCGUGCUCCGCGGCCAGUCCCGCCACGCCUUCGUUCGUGGACCGGUCCAUCACCAAGGACAAGUGCACGGCCCAGACGCUCCGCGCCACCGCCGCUGACAACGGCCGGAGGAGCGUCGCCGGCGACGAAGAAGACGACGACUCGUCCACGGGCCGCAACAACGCCACGGCGGCGGCGGCGGCGAUCUCGAGCCGCGGGUCGUCGGGAUCGUCGAGGCGGCGGCAGCAGCAGCAGCAGCAGCGGUGCCGGUUCGACACGACGUCGUACCAGCAGCGGGCGGAGGCGCUGGAGGGUCUGCUGGAGUUCAGCGCGCAGCUGCUGCAGCAGGAGCGGUACGAGGAGCUGGGCGUCCUGCUGAAGCCGUUCGGCCCCGACGAGAAGGUGUCGCCCAGGGAGACGGCCAUCUGGCUCACCAGGAGCUUCAAGGAGACGGGGUUGUAGGCAGCCUCGCCGAUCGCCUAUUGCCUGCAAGCAUCGUCACAGGCCUCUUCUUGCAGUUCUAUGAUGUGAAAUGAUCUAGCGUUAGCGUUGGUCAGUGAGCUAAUUAGAUGCUGGGAGUGGACACCAUCUCAGUGUUGCCCCAGCGUAAACCAUUACGUACUAGUAGCUAGCAAGUAGUUUCUCAAGGCCGGCCCCCAGAACUGACAGCAGGAAGUAGCUGUAGUGUCUUGAGCCAGGAAGUAGUGAGAUCCUUAUUAGGCAAGGUCAUGCAACCGAGGUUGUAACCAUCUGAGAACUUAUAUUAAGGGUUAGUUUCAGACUUUCAGUCA